Messenger RNA from Entelurus aequoreus (snake pipefish), 11459 nucleotides. It is a transcript of the gene stard9, whose product is annotated as StAR-related lipid transfer (START) domain containing 9. Gene Ontology annotation, biological process: microtubule-based movement. Bases 1 to 8718 code for a protein of 2905 amino acids. The transcript has 28 exons. Gene Ontology annotation, molecular function: microtubule binding; microtubule motor activity; lipid binding. Lineage: Eukaryota; Metazoa; Chordata; Actinopteri; Syngnathiformes; Syngnathidae. The record is from RefSeq and is a predicted model, not a curated record.
AUGAGUGCGAAACACAAGAAACUCGAGGAAGAAAUGGAGGAGAUCAGGAAAUGGCUUAACUCCCUGUCGGAGGAUGUAAGGACAGUGGCCAAACAGCAAGACACACUCACAGAGCUGUUGACCGAAAUCAAAAUGCUGAAAAACAUCAUCAAGGAAAAAGACAAGAAAAUUGUCGACUUAGAAGCAAGAAUUGACGAAAUUGAACAGUACACCAGAAUGGAAGAUUUGAUUAUAAGCGGACUAGAAACCAAACAUCGCACAUAUGCAAGAGUGGCCGGGACUCGCAGCAAGGACGCUGACAAGGACGCCGAAGCCCCGGCAGACGAACUUGUGACACUUGAACGGCAAGUGUUCCAGGACUUGGGUGUGUCGGUGCUGGCCGCGGCUUCUCAGGGAUACAACGUGUGUCUGUUUGCUUACGGCCAGACGGGGUCCGGAAAGACUUACACCAUGAUGGGAACACAGGACUCCACUGGUUUGACUCCUCGCAUCUGUCAGGGCCUCUUCAGGUCUCAGGAUCCACUUCCCGACGGGCAGAACUCCAGCAGAGUGGAGAUCAGUUUUUUGGAGAUCUACAACGAGCGAGUCAGAGACCUGCUCGGAGGUGGCGAGCAGAAGAAGAGAGCCUCGCUGAGAGUCCGAGAGCAUCCUGAUAAAGGACCCUACGUGCAAGACCUAUCACAGCAUGUGGUGUCAGACAGCAAGCAGGCCAUGGAGCUGCUGGAGGCAGGAAUCGCCAAUCGCAUCACGGCGGCCACCCACAACCACCACGCCAGCAGCCGCUCCCACGCCAUCUUCACCGUGCAGUAUACUCAGGCGACACUAGAAAACAACCGUCCCUCAGAAACAGUCAGCAGGAUCAACCUGGUGGACCUGGCUGGAAGCGAGAGAGCAGACGCCAGCUCGUGCAGGGACCGACUGACCGAGGGCUCCAACAUCAACAAGUCUCUCGUCACGCUGGGCAUCGUCAUUUCUGCCCUGGCCCAGAACUCCCAGAUGUCCAGCAGCUGCCAGAGCAUCAACAGCAUGGCGUCCGAGGGUGAAGGCAGCACAGCAGGGAGCCACAGCAGCUCUCUGUCUGGAGGAGGAGGAAGGAGGCACUGCUUCAUCCCCUACAGAGACUCUGUCCUCACCUGGCUGCUCAAAGACAGCCUGGGGGGCAACUCCAAAACUAUCAUGAUCGCAACUGUCUCUCCCUCUGCUAACUGCUACAACGAGACCCUCAGCACGCUGCGCUACGCCGCCCACGCCAGGAACAUCAUCAACCAGCCUCGGGUGAACGAGGAUGCCAACGUGCGCCUCAUCAGGGAGCUGAGGGAGGAGAUUGACAGGCUGAAGAACAUGCUGCUCAACUUUGAGACGCAGCGAGACAUCAGUCCAUCUCUCAGCGACCACAGGGAAGCAACGCUGGCGGACAUUGUGCUGCAAAAUGAACUGAAGGUGGAGCAGCUGACCAAGGACUGGUCUGAGAGUUGGGGGGACAAGGAGCAGUACGGCGUCCACUCGGACCGUCCAGCAGGCGUCCUCGUCAACUCGCUGCAGCCACACCUGCUGGCCUUGGACGGAGACGUCCUCAGCACCGGCGUGGUCUUCUACCACCUCACGGAAGGACUGACCCGCAUUGGACCUCACGGACAAUUUAAAGAACCACAAAUUGUUCUUCAUGGCGGCGCUAGCUGUGAGGUGGAGAAUGACGGAGGUGUGGUCACCCUCAGACCGCUGCCAGGCUGCGUUUGCCUUAUUAACGACAGGGAAGUCACCGAGCCCUGCAGGCUGGCACAAGGAUCGGUCAUCACUUUGGGAGGGGUUCAUAAAUUUCGCUUCAACCACCCGGCAGAGGCGGCCGCCCUCCGGGAGCGCAGGCGGGCGAGUGAAGGUGGCAUGACCCGCACCGACGUUGAAUUUGUCCCUCAGACUCCUGACCUAAGCAGAGAGGAAGCUCAAGUAAAGGUCCAAGGGCAGCCAGGCCAGGAGUCCUCUGCCUGGCUGCAUGUAGACCAGCAGCAGCGCUACGUGGAGGGUCUGCGCCAGGAGAUUAGUUCUGAGCAGAGGCGGGCUGAAAGGGAGCUGGAGAGGGAUCAGGCUCACAUCCGGCAGCAGCACAGCGAGAUCCACCAGUGGAUCCUGCAGGAGAAGUGUCACUGCUUAGAAGUGGAGCAGAAAGUCACCCAGGAGUUUGGGGUUCAAACUGACCCUCUUCUGGAGCAGCUGACGCGGCUUACGUCCGACGACCAGACUUCGGCUUGUCCGUCCCUAAUUGUCGGGGCCAGGAAGAAAGCCGUCCAUGAGGAGUUACUGAAGCAUCACGCGCUGCGCCGCGCCGAGAGCCGCCUCCGCCGGAAAAAGCUGCAGUUCCAGCUGGAGCGAAUCGCCCGCAAGCGCCAUCUGUUGGAAGCCAAGCGGGAAUUGCAGCGUCUGGAAAAGGCCUUGCCACCUGGAUUAGACACCCCUGAGUGCCCCCCUGUGCAGCCCAAAGAACUUGUUACCCGGAGAUAUUCCUUCUCAGCGGACCUUGUGUCUCGACUCUACCCACAGCACACCCCGAUAUUCAGACAUUUUCUCAAAAGGAAUAAAUCCACAGAGCUGACUUCGAACACUUCUUUUCAAUGCUUAAGCAGCAGGAAGUGGGUUUCGGACGAGUGCCUCAAUUGGGAAAGGACCCAGAGUUGUUCUGGGGCUCUCCCCUCAAGACUACACCAAGGAAAAGGGAGAUCUUCUGAAAAUGUAGUACUACCAAGUAAGGAGGAGACACCUGAUCCGCUACGUAAACCACUGUUACCGCAAAGAGACUUGUCUUUUAAAAACAGAUCAGGCGUACCCGCGACACCAAAGAUGCCACUUCGACCUCCAAUGCAGCCUCUUGGCAAAGAAAACGUAGGAUCCAAAACAAACAUUCAAAAUUGUUUAGACCGAUCCCAGUCAUGGGACAACAGAGAAGGACUGACUAAUUUUGUGGCGCCAGAGGUUAAACCUGCUAUGUCCAAAAUGUCCGGAGAACCGCCGCCAGGUGGAGAGCCCAAAGCUGAGAGACAUUGUUUUCACUGGAGGCAUUCGAGAGAUACAAGCCAUGAAGAUAGUAGCAUGAUGAGCACAAGUAGCAUUAAAGCAGCGGUCUCGUGCGGGGAGCUUGAACACGAGAGUCUGAUCGAAGGUGUUGGGCAGCGGCGGUGGAACAGCACUGAGACCAUCCAGACCAGCAAUUGGGUCGAGAGACAUCAGGGAUUGGUCAGAUGUGAGGAAGGCACAUCGGAAGCUGAGGGAGAAGCGUCAGAUCCUGAGAGUCUUUUCUCUCUCGAUUCUUUAUCAUCGGCCUAUGCAAUGGCUCUCGCGGAGCAGUUGAAACGUGAAGAGAGCGAGCCUGAGAGUGAAGCCAGCGAGAUGUCCAAAGACUCUUUGGUUGCGGAUUGCCGACAGAAUAAAAACUUUGGAAGGAAGAGCUUCUGCCAAAAAGUGGUUCCGACAUACUCAUUGGUGACUGAUCCGCCACACUCCUGCGUGAAACAGUGCGGCAGUUCUCAAAAACCAAAGCUUAUUACUACAGAGAUGGACUGGAACCAGCAAGGCUCCUCUAAAAACACAACAAAAAACACUUCAUUUCAACAUUUGGGAGAGAAAGGGGUCGUUCAAUCGUUGAUUGACGGUAACGAGGGGUCUGAAAACCUGCCGCCGCUUACGGAUGCUCAGUUCGCUUCUGUUUCAGUGGAUAGUACCAGAAUCUGCAAAGAUUUAACAUAUCCACGUCAGGGAGAAAAAAACAUUGGCCGCUCCAGAGUGAGCCUUUCUGAUGCUAUGUGCUCAUCUGUUGAUUGUGGUUCAGAAUCUACUAGCACUGGAGGUUUAAAACUGCAUGAGACGUCAGGAGAACGUUUGAUAUCAGAGAAAGAACAGUCAGACAAAUGGCCAUCUUCCGCCAUAUUGGAUACUAAGUUCAAAGAUUGCGGUCCAAUGCCCUGUUGUGACGCUGACAUGCCCGCUGCUGGUGAAUUGCAUCGUUUAGCAAACCCUACUGAGCAAAGCAAAGUGUAUGCGUACCUCACAGCAUCGCCUGAAUGCAAUUUAAACUGUGCAGCAGAACCAUUGCGGUCUGAUUCGGGGAAGACUGCAUGUGGAACAGGAAUUGGAUCACUGAAAGACACAGAAACCAAAGAUGACAGGGCCAACCAUUCACCUCAGUUGGAAUCAUCUUCCAGGAAGAGGAACAAGGAUGAGCAGGAGGCUUUCCCAGGUAGCCUAAAAAUUCCAAAAAGAAGCCCUUCUCUAAUUAGCAACCAGGGAAACACCUGGUCUGAUAAUAACAACAGUAACUCUUGUAACUGCAAAGAAAAACAUAAUGUGGCAGCAGAUGGAAUUAUAUCGCCGGAUUCUAAUGACGUGCCUAAGUCGUGUGAGGACUGUGGGCUUCACUCUCAGAACACCUCUUCUAUGAGAAGAGAUGAGGAAUUGGAUUUUGCAGUAGAGCAAAAGGCGGGUUCUCGAAUCGACUACACCAGAAGGAAACAUGUUUGUCAGGCUGAAGCCAUUUGCAGCGCCAUUGACCUGAGAAUCUCAGAAGUGGUAAAAGAACACUCGAAUCUGUCGUUGACUAGCAACAACAGAAGCUACUGUAGUCAGAGCCUGGCAGCCGGGAUAUCACAAAACCAACUGCGAGAUGACAGAAGCCAUCAAGCGAAAGGUGUGGUCAACAACAUACUUCUGCUGGUGGAUCAUGCAAAGACAACUUUUGACUCUACAUCAACCAAUUCUGAUAAAAACCCAACUGACCAUGACAUCUCCAGCAGCUGCAUCUACCGAACAACAAGAAAUGACGUGCAGAACGAUUACACAAGUCAACAAAAUAUAACAAAUGAGCUUUUUGUUGAGGUGAUUGAUUGUUCCAGAGGAGUAGGCUGCUCUGGGACUUUGGAUUCCGGGACCUCGAAAUUAGCUUCUGAUGGAUUCCAUUUCACACCACACAAGCAUCACAGAGAAACCACUCCCACGGGGAUUGAAGCCUAUGUCGUGCACUCAAAUAGUAAAGCUGCGACUUCCGUGGUCAACAUGAAUUACAGUAACAAAUGUCAAGGAUUCUCACAGUGCAUGCAUGAAGACAGCAAAGCUCCUUGCAUGUCUAAAUGUGAAGACAAAGCGUCGACCAAGCGAUCUGAAGCGCACACCCCAGAGAGCUUUGCCGUGUUAGAAGAUGAAAAGAGUAUCAGAACAACAGAUUUUUGUCCAGCAGGUAUGCUUAAAAACAGCAAGUCCAAAAGGUUGAGGCGGUCCAAGAUACAGCCUCAUUCGUCCUCUGAUUCCUCUUGUAAGUCAUCAGAUGAAGACCAAGACCAAACCACUACGCAGCUUAAGCUUCGACCGAAGAAGCAGUCGAAUGGAAAUAAUUCCAAGGUGAAGUGUAAAAUGGAGGCAAUAAAAGAUGCUGCAUUACUCCGAAAAAGACUCUCGUUACCUCUACAAGCAUUGCCACCAAGGACAAAUGUAGAAAAAACGACGAAUAAUGCGCUCAUGCAUUUCGCAUCAAGUGACAUCAACCCUUUCGUUCGUCAGUGGCAAGAUGGCGAGCAGCGCCCUCAGUGCUGCAAGAACCCCGCCUUCGGAAGUGCCGCCGACCUAUCCUAUAAAUCCCCGCUUUUAACCAGUACCGAAAAACGCAUAACGAGGUGCUCUAGCGUUGAUAACGGCUUAAACAGGCAGAACUCUCCCUACAUUUCCCAUUUGAGCACCUAUGCCACCAGCAAGGUGCUUUCCAGCACGCUGAGCAGCAUUGAGGACUAUAAAAACCAAACCAACAAAACCUUACACUCAGCAGCCUGUCCUUGUUCAUCUCAUCCAACAGUCUACACCACCUCAUCCAGUGACCAUGUACCAAAAGGUUUUGCUACCAACUCCUGUCAUGUGGAUAAAAUGUUUUCCUACUCAUCUGACCCAGAGUCAAGCCAAAGAAGUACCAAUGAGCAAGCCACUCAGACCGGGUUGGUCCUACCGCCUAUUCAAACUAACCGAGCUCCACAAAGAAAGGAGCGUCACAAAAGAAGCCACACAGAUGUACCAAAAACCAAAGAAGGAAUAAAGGAGUCCUCGACGUGGACAAGUAUGGAAAGCAUGUCAGUUCACCUCUCGAAAUUGAUCCACAGCACCUCCGACCUGCUGGGAGAUGUCCAGGGAAUGAGAACAGGUCGCAUGUUGAAUCUACGAAGAAGUGCAGCCCUCUCAAAUAUCAGCCACAGUUGGACUGAAGACCAUUCCAAAAAAGAUUGCGCCACUGAAACGGUUAUGGAUGUCGGGAUACAGACCGAAAUACACACAGAAGGCCAUCAGAGGUCCAAAAGUCACGAGCUUACCGUGACGUUGAGAGUGAUAGGAGCUGAGGUGGUGAAAACUGAGACUGAUGACAAUAUGCUGACUACAACAGACCCUAAAAGGCCUGUCUUGCAAUCUGGUAACGCUACUGUUGGAUGUCGGAGGCUGCUAAGAUCUGCUCCUUCUAGAAGCACAAAUAAAUGCACACUUGCUGAGACACCAGUCUAUCAUACUGAAAACAGGUGCAGACCAAACGGAAGCCACAUAAUCCCAACUGUAAAGAACUCUACAUCAAAAAAAGCAGUUGCCUUCACAGAUCGGGCAUCAUCCCCGAUACUCACCGUGGAGGUUCAGCAGCAGGUCACGCAGAGAGGAAAGAAUGGUCAAAAGGACCACGCCUCAUAUGAGGAUAGCUUUACUAAAUCUUCUUGCGGGUCGUCAUCUGUUUCAUUAAAGCCAAAACUAGACUGUGACGUUUGCUCAGAAACGUCGGAAUCACUGGAGAUGAUCAGGAAAAUUAGCCUCAAAGACUCUGAAGAAUGCUCCCCAAACCUUUGCUGGUCACUGGAGAAGAGGACUAUUAAUCAUGAAGACAAAGGGAACGCCCAUUGUCAGGUCAAACGGCACUGUGUCACAUCUGUUUUUUCUCCGCCGAAAUACCUCUCUGUCAGUGCUCCCAUCAAACAAUCUCAUAGCAAACCCGAUACAACCUGGCAGAGAUCAGAAGUUGUGCCCUGUGACCGUGUCUGUGCUCGUUCUCCAAUCAUCGACAAAACCGAUGACGCGGCAUCACUCACGGCGAGCGAGUGCAGCACCGACAUCCUGCUGAACACCAAACCGUUUACAACUGUGUCCGUCUGUCAGGAGCAAGUGCCCGAGGACCUUCCCAUGCACAACAAGUUCACCAACUGGUCGGGCAUCACCCUACAGCAAUCAAGGUGCUCUAGUUAUGCCUCUAACUCGGCGAUGCAGUCUGACUUACGGUCGAGGGAAAUCGAGAGGCUGAGGAAGGAGAGAGAGCAGGUGAUGGCUUCCGUCAACCUCAGCGCCAACGCCAUUCCGCUGACCGUGGAGCUCGCCGAGGCCAAGCUGCAUUACGGCCGUGGAGAGACAGACACGCUCCUCAAGAUGAUGUCGCCGAGGCCCACGGACGAGCUGGAGCAUCCGACGUCCAGCCAACGCGGUGGUCUCAGACAUAGUUUAAGCGUUGAGGGUUUGCUGAAAAGGAAAGAAGAGCAAUCUCAAGAGAACUGUCGAGCUCGAAGUCUGAGCCCAUGCAAAGAUUACCACUUGUCACCUCAGGACAAAAACCAGGUGCAGCAGAUGAAGCCCGAGGUCACCGGGUGUCAGACAAAACAAGGUCCAGUAAGAAGUGACAUAGAGCAGCUGCUUCGCGAUUACGGUCGCGCCCGCGAGGAAGCCAUGACAGAGAUCGCCAAGGCCCGGGAACGACUACGUGAGAGGACGGAGGAGGAGAAGAGGAAGCUUCAGCAGCAGGCUUUAUCUGCGGAGGUGAAGGAGGACCCCAGGCAUCGGACCAGGAUCAGCAACAGCACCUUAUGCACCGGAUCAAGUCUGAGCUUGUCGUCUGGACCAACUUCAGGUUACAACAGCGGCAACACUCUGCAGCUGCAGCAUGGCCAAGGACAGACCACCGCUUUCCUGGAGGAAGACCUGAAUGUCCGCUCACCCCCUGCAGGGUGUGGUCCUCAAGCUUGGACUCGGCGACGACGGGCCACCUCCUUUGGCUCCUCCUCCUCGCUCUCCACCACCUAUCAGGACAUCACCACCAGCCUGCUCAGCCGCACUCUGGCUGAGGUGCGCCUCGCAGCCUCGGGCGAUCUGAGCAACCUGGUGAAGGGGACGGCUUCUGCUGGCUGGAGACACCAGGGAGAGGAGCGAGGGAUCCGGGUCUUCUACAGACCCUCCUCCAGGCCUUCAGGCCACGCCUUCUUGGCCGCCGGGGAGCUGGACGCACCCCUGGAGCGUCUGUGGGAUGUCGUCCGCCAGCCGUCCAAGAGUCAGGCGUACAACCGGUCGAUCCGCACCGCCUGGUCUCGACCACUAGAUGGCAGCACUCAACUGGUCUACAUCCUCACAGAACCUUCCAGCUGCCACCUCAGCCGUCCGCGAGAUUUCUGCUGCAUCAGCACCGAGUCCAAGCAGGGCGGCGUGCACGUGCUGGCCAUGCAGUCGGCGUUCGACAAGUCCCUGCCGCGUGCCGGCGUGGAGGCCGUCCGGGGCGAGAUGAUGCCCAGCUGCUGGCUCCUGCAGCCCAUCAGGCGCGGCGGGCGCGAGGUCACCAGGGCGGUCUACCUGCUGCACGUCGACCUGGGAACGCCGUCGUUCCCGUCACAGCUUUUGAGCGCAGUUGCCAGGGGACACGCCGCCGUCAUGGCCGCCCUCGCCAACUUUGCAGACGUGUGAUGAGACGCCAGCUGUGAGCACUUAAGACCUUGGAGACUUUUUUUUUAACUUUACUCAGGCAGCCUGUUUUGGAUUGCUUCCAACAAUCUUAAUGCUAGUUUACCAAAGCACUUGUUCGAAGUACACUUGGUGUUGAAGUACACUUGGUGUACCAGCUGGAGACAAUCAUCACCUUUUUGGCUGCCAUAUCAGUAAUAUUAGACAAUCAUUAUUUAGGAGACAAAUAUCACCUUUUUGGCUGUCAUGUCCCUAAUAUUACAGUUAUUGAUAACCACACAGGCGUUAAAAUACACUUUAUGUAGUGCAGGAGGACUUCACACUGAUAAAUGAAAGCAUGCGGUGGCCAUUUUCAUAUAUAAAAAGUUGGAUUAUCUCAUAAACAGGAAAUAAGAAGUCGGAUUAUCUCAAAAACAGGAAGUAAAAAAACGGAUUAUCUCAUAAACAGGAAGUCAACAGUAGGAUUAUCUCAUAAACGAGUAGUAAAAAGUAGGAUUAUCUCAAAAACAGGAAGUAAAAAGUCGGAUUAUCUCAAACAGGAAGUAAAAAAUCGGAUUAUCUCAUAAACAGGAAGUAAAAAGUUGUAUUAUCUCAUAAAUAGAAAGUAAAAAGUCGGAUUAUCUCAUAAACAGGAAAUAAAAAUUAGGAUUAUCUCAUAAACAGGAAGUAAAAAUUAGGAUUAUCUCAUAAAUAGAAAGUAAAAAGUCGGAUUAUCUCAUAAAAAGGAAAUACAAAUUAGGAUUAUCUCAUAAACAGGAAGUCAAAAGUAGGAUUAUCUCAUAAACAGGAAGUCAAAAGUAGGAUUAUCUCAUAAACAGGAAGUCAAAAGUAGGAUUAUCUCAUAAACAGGAAAAAAAAUAGAAUUAUCUCAUAAACAGGAAGUACAAAGUCGCAUUAUCUCAUAAACAGGAAGGAAAAAGUAGGAUUAUCUCAUAAACAGGAAGUAAAAAGUAGGAUUAUCUCAAACAGGAAGUAAAAAGUAGGAUGAUCUCAUAAACAGGAAGUCAACAGUAGGAUGAUCUCAUAAACAGGAAGUCAACAGUAGGAUUAUCUCAUUAACAGGAAGUAAAAAGUAGGAUUAUCUAAUAAACAGGAAGUAAAAAGUAGGAUUAUCUCAUAAACAAGAAGUAAAAAAUGGAUUAUCUCAAACAGGAAGUCAAAAGUAGGAUGAUCUCAUAAACAGGAAGUAAAACGUAGGAUUAUCUCAAACAGGAAGUAAAAAGUAAGAUUAUCUCAUAAACAGGAAGUGAAAAGUAGGAUUAUCUCAAAAACAGGAAGUCAAAAGUAGGAUUGUCAUAAACAGGAAGUCAAAAGUCCGAUUAGUCAGAGUUGGUUGAUGUUGUUCCAAAGUCUGCAUGAGGUCACACAGCAAACAUGAAUGAUUUAAAGAAACAUUUAUUACUGAAAGACUUACUUGGUGUGAAAUAUUAGUGACUACUCAAUUUAUGAACAUGUUCACGUUGGCUCAGAAAACGCCAGAAGCAAAAGAAGAAAAGCUUUCCUUUUUGCACUCCCGUCAUUUGUCUUUUAGUCCUCGGAUUUCUCCUGCCCGUUUAGUUUUUGUCCCUUCGGCGUGACGCCUGCUGUCGCCAUGACAACCAGUGCAGGCGUGUGUAUGAACUAUGCAAACACCGUCAAGUUCUCAUUGGAAUACCAAAGACUUUCUACUUUGUACUGAUUUUAUAGCUUUAUUUUUUGUUAUUGUGGUUUUACAUCCUUAUUUAUGCAAUAUGCUAUGUGUAUAUAUCCAUCCAUCCAUUUUAUACCGCUUGUCCCUUUUUGGGAUGUAUAUAUAUAUAUAUAUAUAUUAGGGCUGCAACAACUUAUCGAUUAAAUCGAUUAAAAUCGAUGAUAAAAAUAGUUGGCGAUUAAUUUAGUCAUCGUUUCGUUGGAUCUAUGCUAUGCGCAGGGGCAAUUUUUUAUUUUUUAUAAACCUUUAUUUAUAAACUGCAACAUGUACAAACAGCUGAGAAACAAUAAUCAAAAUAAGUAUGGUGCCAGUAUGCUGGUUUUUUUCAAUAAAAUACUGGAAAGGAUAGAAAUGUAGUUUGUCUCUUGUAUCCGAUUAUUAAUCGAUCAAUCGAAGUAAUAAUCGACAGAUUAAUCGAUUAUCAAAUUAAUCAUUAGUUGCAGCCUUAAUAUAUAUAUAUAUAUUUUAAAAUAUAUAUAUAUACAUAUUAGGGCUGCAACAACUAAUCGAUUAUAAAAAUAGUUGCCGAUUAAUUUAGUCAUCGAUUCGUUGGAUCUAUGCUAUGCCCAUGCGCAGAAGCUUUUUUUUUUUUUUUUUUUUUUAAUAAACCUUUAUUUAUAAACUGCAACAUGUACAAACAGCUGAGAAACAAUAAUCAAAAUAAGUAUGGUGCCACUAUGCUGUUUUUUUCAAUAAAAUACUGGAAAGGAUAGACAUGUAGUUUGUCUCUUUUACCCGAUUAUUAAUCGAUUAAUCGAAGUAAUAAUCGAAAGAUUAAUCGAUUAUCAAAUUAAUCGUUAGUUGCAGCCUUAAUAUAUAUAUUUUAUUUUUUUAUAUAUAUAUAUACAUAUUAGGGCUGCAACAACUAAUCGAUUAAAUCGAUUAAAAUCGAUUAUAAAAAUAGUUGCCGAUUAAUUUAGUCAUCGAUUCGUUGGAUCUAUGCUAUGCGCAUGCGCAGAAGCUUAUUUAUUUCUUUUUUAAAUUUUUUUUUUUUUUUUUUAUAAACCUUUAUUUAUAAACUGCAACAUGUACAAACAGCUGAGAAACAAUAAUC